AAAAGUCAGGAUGGACAAAUUUGAAGGCUACAUCUUCACAGCGCUGUGCAGCACCAACUUUCUGGUGUCCUGCCUGCUCUUCUCCAAAGUCACUCGGGAGCAACGAGAGCCCUACAUGGACGAGGUUUUCCAUGUGCCCCAAGCUCAAAAAUACUGCCACGGGAAAUUCAACCAGUGGGAUCCGAUGAUCACCACCCUGCCAGGGCUCUACCUGGCCUCCGUGGGCAUCAUCAAGCCCGUGGUGCGGCUCGCCGACAUGAGCGGCGAGGUGGUGUGCUCCACGGCCAUGCUGCGCUUCGUCAACCUCCUCUUCAACUGCGGCAACCUCUACCUGCUCUACCGGCUCACCUGCAGGCUGCACCCCAGGGAGAAGACGCGGACGGCAGCCCGGCGGAUCCUCUCGGCGCUGUCGCUGUCCGCCUUCCCCGUUCUCUACUUCUUCAACUUUCUCUACUACACGGACGCCGGCUCCACCUUCUUCGUGCUCUUCGCGUACCUCAUGACGCUGCACGGCUGCCGCAAAGCCUCGGCGCUGCUCGCCGCCUGCGCCGUCCUCUUCCGCCAGACCAACGUGGUGUGGGCGGCGUUCUGCGCCGGCACCCUGGUGGCCGGCCAGAUGGACGACGCCUGGAGGGCGGGGCAUUCCAAAAAGACGGACGACAAGCCGGCCCCGUUUCACGUCCCGCUGUCCUUGAGCGGCGCCAAGCGGGUUGUGCUUUUUGCUCUGGACUUUUUCACUUCCGCCGGGCACGUGAAGGCGGCGCUUCUGGCGACGUGGCCCUACGCUGUUGUCGCAUUGGGCUUCGUCGCCUUCGUGUGGCAGAACGGCGGCGUGGUGGUGGGCGACCGCUCCAACCACGAAGCCUGCCUCAACUUCCCUCAACUCUUCUACUUCCUGUCCUUCUCCCUCUUCUUCUCCCUGCCCGUGUCGCUCUGUCGCCACCGCGUGCGGCGCUUCCUGCAGGCCGCGAAAAAGCGGCCCGUCCUCUUCCUCGCCGUCGCCGCUGUCUGCGUCCUCCUGGUGUGGAAGUUCACCGCCGUCCACAAGUACCUCCUGGCGGACAACCGCCACUACACAUUCUACUUGUGGAAGCGAUUCUUCCAAAAGCACGAGGUGCUCCGCUUCCUCCUGAUCCCCGCGUACAUUUUCGCCGGCUGGAACUUCCUGGACUCGCUCAAGUCGCGCUCGCUCUUCUGGAGUUUGGCGUUCCUGGCGUGCCUCCUGGCCGCGACUGUCCCGCAGAAGCUCCUGGAGUUCCGUUACUUCAUCGUCCCGUACCUGAUGUAUCGGCUCCACAUGCCUCUCCCGUCCCUUUCCAGACUCGCGCUGGAGUUCGCGCUGUACACGGCCGUUAACGCCGCCACCAUUUACAUCUUUGUCGCCAAGGCCUUCCGCUGGCCGGACAGCGCCGCCGCGCAGAGGUUCAUGUGGUGAACGCCCGGGAAUACCAGAAUAGCUCAAAAAGGGGAAUCAUGUGAUUUUUUUUUUUUUGAGCGAUACUACACAUUAUGUAAGGCAAACAUUGUGUAAUUUAUUCAGGUUGGCUUUUAUAUGAUUCUGGAGACCAAAUGAUUUUUUUUUUCUCCAAAAAUUGUACAAUAUGUAAGUGAAGAAACCUAUUUUUUCCCUUCCUGACCCAAAAAGUACAAUCCCACCUUAUUUUUUUUCCUUGUAGGUCAAUGUAUAAAGUUUUCAUUUUAUUUUUUAAUCCUUUUGAGCUUCUAUUUGCUCAUUCUGUAUGGACAAUCAUCUUUUUCUUUCCAACUAAGUGCGCCUUUUGAUUGCUAUCAUGAAUAAAAAAAAAAACUCAAGCUCAUAUGUUUUAUUACAUUUCGAUUUAUAAUAGCACCUGUUAGUUUUAUUAGUUUCACCUGUCUAUCGGCGAGAAUUCCGACCCUCAAAGACCUGUUAGUCCACCUCCACUCCAUGUAUUAUCCCGAAUCAGAUGCACUUGUGUGAGGUCGCAAGCUGCAUAAAGACACCUGUCCACCCCAAACAAUCAGGAAGACUCAAACUUGGAAGAUGACCAAGACCGAAGAGGCGUCCAAAGACACCAGAGACAAAAUUGUACAAAUCCACACGGCUGGAAAGGGCUACGGAGAAAUUGCCCAGCAGGUUGAAGACGAAUGAUGAGUUCCAUCGCAAGAACACCAUUCCUGCUGUGAAGCAUGGGGGUGGGACAUCAUGCUUUGGGGAGGGUGACCGCAGCAAAUUUGUGAGAUUUUGGGGAACAACCUCUUUCGCUCAGUCAGAGCAUUGCAGAUGAGCCGUGGCUGCGUCUUUCAACAUGACAAUGACCCGAAGCGCACAGCCAGGAAAACCAAGGAGUGGCUCCAUAAGAUGCAUAUCAAGGUUCUGGCGUGGUCUAGCCAGUAUCCAGACCUAAACCCAAUAUAAAAUCUUUGGAGGGAGCUGAAACUCCGUGUUUCUCAGCGACAGCCCAGAAACCCGUCAGAUCAAGAGAUCUGUGUGGAGGACUGGGCCAAAAUCCCUCCUGCAGUGUGUGCAAACCUGGUGAACAACUACAGGAAAAGUUUGACCUCUUUAAUUGCAAACGAAGGCUA
Molecule: messenger RNA, 2565 nt
Organism: Syngnathoides biaculeatus (alligator pipefish)
Lineage: Eukaryota; Metazoa; Chordata; Actinopteri; Syngnathiformes; Syngnathidae
Gene: alg10
Product: ALG10 alpha-1,2-mannosyltransferase
Exons: 3
Coding region: 11-1435 (474 amino acids)
Biological process (GO): dolichol-linked oligosaccharide biosynthetic process; protein N-linked glycosylation
Cellular component (GO): endoplasmic reticulum
Molecular function (GO): dolichyl pyrophosphate Glc2Man9GlcNAc2 alpha-1,2-glucosyltransferase activity
Source: RefSeq, a predicted model, not a curated record